This is a messenger RNA of Astyanax mexicanus (Mexican tetra), 3424 nucleotides long. It is a transcript of the gene dclre1c, whose product is annotated as DNA cross-link repair 1C, PSO2 homolog (S. cerevisiae). Lineage: Eukaryota; Metazoa; Chordata; Actinopteri; Characiformes; Acestrorhamphidae. Gene Ontology annotation, molecular function: damaged DNA binding; 5'-3' DNA exonuclease activity. Gene Ontology annotation, biological process: interstrand cross-link repair; double-strand break repair via nonhomologous end joining; protection from non-homologous end joining at telomere. The record is from RefSeq and is a predicted model, not a curated record. Bases 234 to 2243 code for a protein of 669 amino acids. The transcript has 14 exons.
UGAGCUGUAAUCCGCCACAGUGCUGUGGGUCGCUGGUGGGGUUGGAGGGGGCUGAUGUUGAGCUCUCUCUGAUACCGGGGUUCAUAUUUCAGGAUGCUGUUAAAUGAGCGAGUUUAUUUGUGGAUAACUGGAUAAUUGGAGAGGAUGUGUAUCGGUUAGAUAGAGAACCGUGUCUCUAGAGGAAGCUAGAGGAGCUAAGCUAACGUUAGUCAGUCAGUUAGUUAGUGGUCAGGAUGAGCUCUUUUCCUGGUCGGAUGAAAGAGUAUUCCACCAUCUCCAUUGAUCGAUUUGAUAAGGAAAAUCUCCAUGCCAGGGCUUACUUCCUCUCUCACUGCCAUAAAGAUCAUAUGAAAGGACUAAAAGGACCUUUGCUGAAAAGGAAACUAAAGUUUUGUUUAACGGUGAAGUUGUACUGCUCGUUCGUCACAAAGGAGCUAUUGCUGAGUAAUCGAAAGUACAGCUUCUGGGAAGACCACAUUGUUGCCUUAGAGUUGGAUAGUCCAACGCACAUCUCACUGAUAGAUGAAGUCACAGGGGAGUCAGAAGAUGUGGUUGUCACUUUACUUCCAGCUGGACACUGCCCUGGAUCAGUUAUGUUUCUCUUUGAGGGAGCUCAGGGCACAGUGCUGUACACUGGAGACUUCCGUCUUGGGAUUGGAGAUGCAGCAAGGAUGGAGCACCUGCACUCUGGAGACAGAGUAAAAGAUAUUCAGAGCGUCUAUUUGGACAGUACAUUCUACGACCCCAAGUUCUAUCAGAUCCCCAGCAGGGAGGCUUGCUUGAUUGGCAUAAGGGAGCUAAUUCAAGACUGGAUUAGUCUGAGCCCGUACCACGUAGUUUGGUUGAACUGCAAAGCAGCAUAUGGCUAUGAAUACCUCUUCACCAACCUGGGAGAAGAAUUCUCCUCACAGGUCCAUGUGAACAGUCUGGACACCUACAAGAAAAUGCCAGAGAUUCUGUGUCAUGUGACCACCAAUAGAGCCACACAGAUCCAUGCCUGCAGGCACCCCAAGGAUGAGGAGCUCUUCAGAACAAACAGGCUGCCCUGUGGCUGCACAGCUCCGGAUGGCACACCGUUACGCAUUGUCAGCAUUAAGCCAUCCACUAUGUGGUUUGGUGAACGGACCAGAAAGACUAAGGUCAUUGUCAGGAUGGGUGGAAGUUCGUAUAGGGCUUGUUUUUCUUUCCAUUCAUCGUACUCAGAGAUCAAAGACUUUCUCUCCUACACCCGUCCUGUGAAUAUUUACCCUAAUGUGGUUCCACUGGGGCGAUCUGUGGAGGAGGUCACUGAGCUGUUAAGGCCCAUGUGCAGAAAGAAUUCUGGAAGGAAUGAGGUGAUCUAUAAGCCGCUUGGAGCGCUGAAACGAGGCAGAAGAGAGUGCAGAACAGACGGCUCAGACAGUGAAGAUGAGCUGUUUGGGAACAGUGCUGUGGCACCUUGGAGAAAAAAGCUGGCAGUGAACAAGGUCAUAGUGCAUCACAUUCCAGAAAAAAGGGAUCCUGAAGAAAACGGAGUGAUAACUCUUUCAGAGGUGGGGCACAUAGUGCAGUCAGCUAACUAUAUGGAUUGCACAGAGUCCAAUGAUGAUGAAGAUGAUGAUGAGGAAGAAGAGGAGUGUUUAAAUUCCAAAUCUGGAGAUGCCCCACUUUCUUCUCCACCAUUAUUGCAGACACACAGGCCUAAAUCAGAAAUGGCCCCGCCUCAUUCUGGCUCAGACCCGCCUCCUGCACCCUGCUGGGAUACGUUUUUCAAAGCAGAGCCGGUUCUGACGGAUGACAGCUGUGAACUGGACAACAGUCAGAACAGCCAGACACAAUCUACCUAUCGCACAACUUCACAAUCCCCCGAACUCUUCGAUGAUGGUGACGAUGAGUCAGAGUCUGUAAACAUGGCAUCAUCUCAGUCCACCCAUAUAUCAGAUGAAGGUACGGAAAAUCCCAGCCAGCUCGACACAGUAGUUUUCAAACCAGAGACAGACAAACAGACGAACCACAACCUGGAAAAUGGUUCUCUUAUACCAAUGGUUAAGCUGGAACCAUCAGUCAGUGAGGCUCAUGAGGACCAAUCCCAAAGAAUGGACUCAACGGAACCAAUGACAGACUCGCAGGUAUCAUCUGAUUUUGACCUGCCGCAGACUCCAGGCUCUAAAGCCCCGCAUCCCGACGAACUGAAGGAGCUGUACAAGAAGAUGGCAGCUGGAGAGGAGGUCAUCACACGAGGAGGUCAACAGGGCUGGGUCUAAGAGGGGUUUAAGCCUGAAAUUCUGAAGUUUUCACAUCUGGAAUAGGAGUUAUCUGCAUUUCAUUUAAGUGACUGCAUUUACUUAGUUAAACAUUCAGAAGAAAUCAGACAUUAUUGUUGUGUCAUUGUUGGCAUUGCAAGCGAGUUGGGAACAAUGCAUUACGCAGUAUUUUGUCACUUCAAACAACAUGAAAACAUUUCUGCAAAUAGAAGUUAGACAGUAUGGUAUGUGUGGCUUAUUUAGAGACACAAAUAGAUAGAAGUGAUGAUAAACUGUAUAAUACUACUGAUUUCAUCACUGUUGAUGUGGGGAGGGGGGCUGACCUGUAGGAGCGUUCCUACAUGGAAACUAGGGAGUUAUAGAGCAUUAGUAUUACUAUCAUACCAAAAUGUAGUCAAUCUACUGUUUAAACUGUGGGUUUAAAAGCAUAUACAGCUCUAGAAAAAAGGAGUUUAGAAAUCAAUAUUUGGUGGAAUAACCCUGGUUUUAAUCACAGUUUUCAUGCUUCUUUGCAUGUUCUCCUCCACCAGUCUUACAAAUUGCUUUUGGAUAACUUUAUGCCUGCACUCCUGGUGCAAAAAUUCAAGCAGUUCAGUUUGGUUUAAUGGCUUGUGAUCAUCCAUCUUUCUUUUUAUUAUAUUCCAGAGGUUUUCAAUUUUGUAAAAUUAAAGAAACUCCUCAUUUUUAAGUGGUCUUUUAUUUUUUUCCAGAGCUGUAGUUCUAUGAUUUUUGUCCUACUAAACAUCAGCAUUUCCAAACCAGUGUGUUCAAUCUUAUUUAAUAAGGGCACAUGUAAUCUGACUGAAAGACUUUACUGACUGAUUAAAUAAGUGUAAUCAGGUGUGCUGCUGGCUCUUUAUGCAGUUAGGAACCAAUGCAAUGGUAUCGAUGAUCACAUUCCUGUUCAGCUCAGAGCAUAAUACGCUUGUAAUAAUAAAUAUUUCAGUGUAAUUAAUGCUAUGCAUUUAAAUAUAUUGCUCCUUGUACUUGAGCUAAUUAUGAGCUGUUAAUGCUUUCCGGGGGCUCCUUCCACAAUCAAUCCUGCUGAUGAUUUAUCCUUCCUUAGACGACUUUUGCUUUACUGAAAACCUCUUGAAAAAGAUAACACAUGUAAUAAUUUUGAUAUAAAGUUUUUAAUGCAGAUUUUGUACAUUCAAAUAAACUCAGGAUAUGCUAAACUG